This is a messenger RNA of Cetraspora pellucida, 1764 nucleotides long. The record is from the annotation of a GenBank genome assembly. Lineage: Eukaryota; Fungi; Glomeromycota; Glomeromycetes; Diversisporales; Gigasporaceae.
AUGUCGAACACGAACGGUAAAAUAAGAGAGACCACCAACUCCGUGAUGUCUUCAACACAAACCAGCAUUCAUGAACCAACAGACGUUGGGACACAAGUUUCAAUAGAAGAGAGUAGUUCGGAAGAAACUAACAGGCGUAAAAGCCUUGAAGCUCUCGCCACAAUCCAUAGUUAUAUAGGAUCUCAUUCAAGAUGUACAAGGCCAACUGAAGAUGUGUUCAAUCCCGAAGACAGAAAGAUUCGUGAGGAAAUAAUUCGAAUGAUAAUCCAAUAUCUUUCGGAUGAAGGUUAUACUGCAUCAAAAAUGACCAUUUAUGAUGAAGCUAAUGUGAAUUGGCAUGAAAAAGAAGAACAUGUUGUAGAAGUCAAUCGGUUAAAAAAAGCAAUACUAGAUGGAGAUUGGGCUGAGGUUGACAAGAUUUGUGCUAAACCUUUGGUAAAAAAUCAAAAAAGUUUUAUGUAUGCAGUAUAUAAACAGCAAUAUCUUGAGUAUAUCGAGUAUCAAGAGAUACAAAAGGCUUUCACAUUUCUUAACAAAAGAUUAAAACCACUUGAGCAUCUUCAAACAACUCCUAAUGAAUUUAAAGAUCUGUGUUAUUUGCUAACAGCGAAAUCCGUCCAUGAUGCGCCAUCGUUCAAGAAUUGGGAAGGAAUCGGUCCUGCUAGGGAGAAGUUGGUAGAACAAUUUCGAGACAUUUUAAAUUUUGACAAUAUGGACAAGGAUGGUUUCGGAUACAUGCCGCCCAAUCGACUUCUUACGUUGCUUCAGCAAGCUGUUAAAUACCAAAUCGAAUGUUCUCGAUACCAUCCACGUGUAGCACCAAGCGUAAAUACGUUAUUACACGAUUACUCCAGCUUUAUAAUACCUAAUGCUCUUCGUUCGACCUUUGUUGGACAUAAAGGUAAUGCGAAAUGUGUAGAAUUUAUUGGAGAAGAAGGAAGAGAAAUUGUUAGCGGAUCCAGUGAUAAUACGCUAAGAGUUUGGGAUAUCGAAAGUGCAAAGGAAAAAGGUAUUUUAACGGGUCACGAAUCACGUAUUUGGGAUGUAUCAUCCAAUAAAAGUGGCUCAAUGAUAUCAAGUGCCAGCGGCGAUGGGACCAUAAAGCUGUGGGAUAUGAAAACGAGCGCAUGUGUAUCCUCAUUAACUGGUCAUUCUGGUGAUGUCUAUACUGUCAAAUUUCAUCCUGGUGAUGCAAGUUAUGAUAAGACCGUUAGACUUUACGAUGUUCCUACUGGUAAAUUGGUAAAAAUGUUUACGGGACAUCAAUUGUCCGUAUCGAAAACUAUAUUUAACCCUUUGGGCAAUUUGAUAAUUAGCGGGUCAAAAGAUAAUACAAUUAAGUUUUGGGAUAUUAUAUCAGGAUUAUGUGUACGAACAAUAUCAUAUCAUUUAGGUGAAGUAACAUGUGUUGCAAUGAACUUUAAUGGAACAUUAUUAUUAAGCUGUUCAAAAGAUAAUUCUAACAGAUUAUGGGAUGUUAGAAUGGUACGCCCUAUAACAAGAUUUAAAGGACAUCAGAAUACUUCAAAAAAUUUUAUUAGAGCUGGAUUUGCAAACAAACCAUUAAUUGUUGGAGGAUCAGAGGACGGGGUUGUGUACAUAUGGGAUCAGGAUACCGGUGAAGUAUUGCAAAAAUUACGAGGGCAUGUUGGUAUAGUUUAUGAUACAAUUUGGAAUCCCAAACAAAAUUUAUUCGUCAGUUGUAGUGAUGAUAAAACCUUAAAGUCUUGGUGUUAUGAUGAAAAUUUGCCGUUAGAGUUGUGA